This is a messenger RNA of Trematomus bernacchii (emerald rockcod), 3183 nucleotides long. It is a transcript of the gene ddhd1b, whose product is annotated as DDHD domain containing 1b. NCBI's taxonomy places the organism in Eukaryota, Metazoa, Chordata, Actinopteri, Perciformes, Nototheniidae. Gene Ontology annotation, molecular function: glycerophospholipase activity; metal ion binding. The transcript has 13 exons. Gene Ontology annotation, cellular component: cytoplasm. The record is from RefSeq and is a predicted model, not a curated record. The coding region runs from base 246 to 2816 and encodes 856 amino acids.
UUCCCAUCCUAGCUAGUACCGUUAUUAUUCCAGCAGUUUUCACCCAAAGCAGUGUAGACAGGCAGGAAAGAAGGUGAUAGAUGUUCAAAUCGUCUGGGUAAAUAUGUUAAACCUGAAGCGAUAAUAGUAAAGAUGUAGUCGGGAUCAGAACGGUUCAUCAUACAGAUGUUACCAGAUGGGGAGAAGGGAAUCGUUCAUCUGGUGUAAUAGUCUGACGGUAGGGACAUUUUUAUGACGCUAUUUCAAUGUAUUCUAGCCAAAGUAUGAGCAAUAUGAAGGAUACACCGACUAUCCGUCAACAGAGCUCGGAGAAUAACUCCGUCAGCAGUAGUGAAUGGGAUAUGGCAAAUGAUGUGUUUGUGACCGGCUACGACGACACUCCGAUGGGAGAAGGUGUUGCUGCCGGGGAAGGGGAUCCGGAGCAGCCCGGUCUGGACCGACACCUGCCGCUGCUGUCCCCGGAUGGCCUGAUGCUGGGCCUGGCCGGGGAACAGUACUCGGGCUCAUCGUAUCUGGACCCAAACUACACGGAAAGUGACGGGAAUGUGACAACCAAAAAGCGCAUACGGUCCAACAGCUCCCGGCACCGCGGCGAGGUGGUAACGGAGCUGGGACCGGAGGAGAUCCGCUGGUUCUACAAAGAGGACAAGCGGACGUGGAAGCCAUUCGUCGGACACGACUCUUUAAAAAUUGAGAUUGUCUAUCGGAGGUUCAGUGAACAGAACCCAGACAAGGUCAAACGCCCCGCGGAACCACCCGAGGCCGAGGGGAAGGAGGCAACCCAGGCAGAGAGCGGGGCGGUGGACGGGGUCCGGGCGGAGCCGCCGGUGCUGGGCGGCGGAGGGCAGCGGCUCUCCGGGUCAGAGGAGAUGGGGGACCCGGACGACAUCCUCAUUGGCGUGGAGGCAGUGUGUGUCAGAGGGGGGCUCUAUGAAGUGGAUAUCAAGGAGAAGGAAUGUUACCCUGUUUACUGGAACCAGCAAGACCGUAUCCCUGUGAUGAGGGGGCAGUGGUUCAUCGACGGGACGUGGCUUCCCCUGGAGGAGGACGAGAGUGACCCCAUCGAGAUCGAGUACCUGGCCCGUUUCCGAGGGCAACAGAUGAGGGACACCUACGAGAUGGAGGUGGUGGACACCACAGUGGACAGCAAGGAUGCCAUCCACAGCCGGAAACUGAGCCGGAGUCACGUGGACUGGCACAGCGUGGAGGAGGUGUAUCUGUACAGCGACGCCACCACCUCCAAGAUCGCUCGCAGUGUCACACAGAAACUGGGCUUCUCUAAAGCCUCCAGCAGCGGGACACGUCUCCAUCGGGGAUACGUGGAAGAGGCGGCACCUGAGGACACCCCACCCGAAACCACCCACAUCGUCUUUGUGGUGCAUGGCAUUGGCCAGAAAAUGGACCAGGGUCGCAUCAUCAGGAACACCAGCAUGAUGAGAGACGCUGCCAGGAAGAUGGAGGAGAAGCACUUCUCAAAUCGCACCACAGAGCAUGUAGAGUUCCUUCCUGUGGAGUGGAGGUCAAAGCUGGCUCUGGAUGGAGACAGGGUGGACUCCAUCACCCCAGACAAAGUGCGGGGCCUCAGAGACAUGCUGAACAGCAGCGCCAUGGACAUCAUGUACUACACCAGCCCGCUGUACAGAGACGAGAUCACCAGAGGUUUGACUCUGGAGCUGAAUCGUCUGUACUCGCUCUUCUGCACGCGAAAUCCGGACUUUGAGAAAAACGGGAAGGUGUCGAUAGUGUCUCACUCGCUGGGCUGCGUCAUCACCUUCGACAUCAUGACAGGCUGGGACCCCGUGCGCUUUCAUCAUCAAGAAGUGCCAGACCCGGAGGAGGCCAAGGCCCGCUGGCCUAAUGGUGAGGAGCGCCACCUUCAGGAGCAGUUGAGACUCACGCGCCUCAGGUUGAGAGACUUAGAGGAUCAGUUCCAGGGUCUGCGGACUUCCUCUUCUGCUGUGCCAGAGUUGAAAUUCAAGGUAGAAAACUUCUUCUGCAUGGGCUCUCCUCUGGCUGUUUUCUUGGCUCUGCGAGGGAUCCGGCCUGGAAACAGCUGUGUGCAGGACCACAUUCUCCCCACAUCCAUCUGCAAACGCCUCUUCAACAUAUUCCAUCCCACAGACCCCGUGGCAUAUAGAUUGGAGCCUCUCAUCUUAAAGCACUACAGUAACAUUGCACCUGUUCAAAUCCACUGGUACAACACCACCAGCCCGACCCGGUACGAUCAGGUCCGGCCCACGCUGCUGAACCCCCCCAAGGAGACGGCCUCAGUGUCCGACUCAGAGAGCAUCCCCAGCCCCUGCACCUCCCCCCCGCAGGUCCGACGGCACUACGGAGAGUCCAUCACCAGCCUCGGCAAGGCCAGCAUCAUGGGUGCUGCCAGUAUUGGAAAGGGAAUCGGAGGAAUCCUGUUUUCCCACUUUUCCCGUUCCAGUGGCCAGGUGGGCGGAGUGGAGGAGGAGCCAUUAGAUCCUGAGGGCGGAGCCUCUGAGGUUGAAACAGUGGCAUCAGGAGAGGAAGGAGUAACUGUAGCAGAAACCGAGGAGAAGGACAAAGAAAUCGAGGAGGAGAGGACAGAGGUGGAGCCCGUCAUGUCCCAGUCCAUCUCAGCGGUCAUGGACAGCACCUCGUUGGAACUGGAGAGACGCAUCGACUUCGAGCUGAGGGAGGGCUUGGUGGAGAGCCGCUAUUGGUCGGCAGUGACCUCACACACAGCCUAUUGGUGCUCUUAUGACGUGGCACUGUUCCUCCUCACCUUCAUGUACAGACCACAGGAGCCUGUGGAGCCUGCAGAGGACAGCCCAGAGACCUCGUAGCAUGCAAACUGACACAUGGAGCCAUAACGGGUGGGGUCACUUCCCUUUCUAUUCACCCCUUUGAAUAUAGACUGAAAGCCCAGUUUAUGGAACAUUAACAAAAAAAUUACGUUUCUACAUCUUAAGUUUCCAAAUUCUAAAUCAGAAUUCUCAGCUUGAUUUUUGUGAAAUAAUACCGUAUAAAUAACAAAUUAUUUCAUAUAUUCUAGGAUUUGGAAAUGUGGGAAUUUGGAGGACUUAUUAUGUUUACAUGUAAUGUCAUCGAACAAUAAUCAAUUAUCAAGUAGUUGAUUUGACUGGAAAGGGGUUUGUAAAACAAGACUUAGUCUAAAGCCCUGCUUGCGGUUCAACACUACAGCUUUGCCAU